Messenger RNA from Trematosphaeria pertusa, 519 nucleotides. RefSeq lists its product as uncharacterized. The transcript has 2 exons. The record is from RefSeq and is a predicted model, not a curated record. Lineage: Eukaryota; Fungi; Ascomycota; Dothideomycetes; Pleosporales; Trematosphaeriaceae. Bases 1 to 519 code for a protein of 172 amino acids.
AUGCAUUUCGAGCAGUGCGAGGUCGACAUCUUAUAUCAGGUCCUGCAAGAGCAUACGGAGGGAGAGAGCUGGGUUUCCAUUCUCAAAAAGUACAACAGCCAAGUCCCCGAGAAGAGGAAGAGAUCAAGCAGCAGUCUUCAAGGCAAAUGCAGGUUGAUGGGUUUUAAAAUACCUGGGCGCCAGAAAAGAAAGUGUAAAGAAAGACAACGAUCCGAUAGAAGUGCCGAGCGUAGUCAGGAAACCAACCAUGCCGAUACUCCACUGUGGCAGCAGAAUGUGAGCGAACAAUUUUUGAACUCUCUCGCUCCAUUUGUGAGCUUACCACAACACUACAUUCAGCCUUGGUAUCCCCUUGGACCGGACGAGAAUGCUGACCACAUAUAUUGGGAUCCGCAUAUAUGGUCAACCGUACUAGACUGGUCCUCUUUCGAUGAGUAUCCAACCGGAAACGAUGUAGUAUUCCCUGCAGAGGUUGUCGCCGAGGCGGAUUAUUUUCCAAAGAAUCUGUCAUGUGACUGA